AUGGCUACACCUUCCGCAAUCCCAAUCAUUACCGGUCCCCGCGACGCCUCCGAAGAACCACCUUCGGCCGCCGACUCGACUGCACCCUCGCAUAAGCUCCCCGCACCCAAGUUCCAGCUUCAAAUCCACGAUCUCCGCCAUCCUGCAUCUCAGUUCUUCCUCACCACCAUCCCCGAUCUCGCAUCCACGCUCGAAACCGCCCUCUGCGCCAUCAUCCAGAAUCUCUACACCCCUCCCACGCCAGAAACCGUCGCCGGCGCCGGAACCCCCGCAGCGAGCGGCAAGAAACGAAAGCACCCACCAACGUUCAAGCCCUCCAUCCCACCAACCCGCUCAGUCACAGUCCUCCUGCGCGACAUUGGCGGCGUCGCAUACACAACGGGCAAGGACCUCGACAACGACCACAAGGAAAUCCACAUCUCCCUCGCGUAUAUCCAGCACUGCCGCACCAAAGCCGAUCCCCUCGCCGAGAUAGUCGGCGUGCUUACUCACGAGCUCGUCCACUGCUACCAGUACGCUGCGCCGCGUGCUACCGUUGACGGCAAGCCCGAUGACUCUACACCCCGUGCGCCGGGCGGCUUGGUCGAGGGCGUUGCGGACUUCGUGCGCCUCAAGGCUGGGUUGAGCCCGCCGCAUUGGACUCGGCCGACCUCUGCCAAGGAGAGACCGGAGAAAUGGGACUCGGGCUACCAACAUACGGCGUACUUCUUGGCGUGGUUGGAGGAUGUCCGGGUUGGUAGGGGAGCAAUAGGCUUGUUGAACGAUCGGCUUUGUCGUGUUGGAUAUGUCGGAAAAGGUAAGUCGAAGGAGGGGGCUGUGGAUGCCGAAGGUAAGAAAAGACACAGCUUCUGGGCGGCUUUAUAUGGGGCCACGAUCGAAGAACUAUGGGAUGACUAUGGUAGCUGGUUGGAUGGUUCCGGCGGCCAUGGAGAUUGGGAAGACGAGAUUGUAAAUCCAUGUGAAACUUAG
Messenger RNA from Aspergillus mulundensis, 969 nucleotides. RefSeq names its product basic secretory family protein. Lineage: Eukaryota; Fungi; Ascomycota; Eurotiomycetes; Eurotiales; Aspergillaceae. Bases 1 to 969 code for a protein of 322 amino acids. The record is from RefSeq and is a predicted model, not a curated record. The transcript has a single exon.